Molecule: messenger RNA, 1605 nt
Organism: Microthlaspi erraticum
Lineage: Eukaryota; Viridiplantae; Streptophyta; Magnoliopsida; Brassicales; Brassicaceae
Source: the annotation of a GenBank genome assembly
AUGAAGAUUAGGUUCUGUAGCGGCUUCACGAAACCUGGGUUUUUGCUAGUUCAUUUUGAGCCACCAUCGGUUUUCUCCGUUGGAUCUCGUUCACUCGCCGAUUCCACUUACGGAAACUUGUGCAACCACAAGAAGAGACCUGGAAUUGGUCUAACUGUCCAAUGCGCUAUUGCAAAUCGGAGAUUCUCUUCACGUCCCGUGGAUUCGCCGAGAAGGGAAAGGUCUCGUUCUUCUUCGGGACGGGAUAAGGAUAAGGAUAAGGGGAGAGAAUCUCAGUCUCUGUAUAGUCGUCCGAGUCUGUUAGAGAUGAACAAGGAAAAAGCUGCUAAUCGUGCUAGGGUUUACGAGUUUCUGCGUGGGAUUGGGAUUGUUCCUGAUGAGCUUGAUGGCCUUGAGCUCCCUGUAACAGCUGAUGUGAUGAAAGAGCGUGUAGACUUUCUCCACAAAAUCGGACUCACCAUUGAAGAUAUCAACAAUUACCCUCUUGUUCUUGGUUGUAGCGUGAAGAAGAACAUGGUCCCGGUUCUAGAUUACCUCGGGAAGCUAGGCGUGAGGAAGUCGACAUUCACUGAGUUUCUUAGAAGAUACCCGCAGGUUCUUCACGCGAGUGUUGUUAUAGACCUUGCUCCGGUGGUGAAGUAUCUCCAAGGACUUGAUAUCAAACCGAGCGAUGUACCUCGUGUGCUUGAAAGGUAUCCAGAGGUUUUAGGGUUUAAGCUUGAAGGGACUAUGAGCACAUCAGUGGCUUAUAUGGUUGGUAUAGGUGUAGCUAGGAGGGAGAUUGGUGGUAUUUUGACUCGGUACCCGGAGAUUUUGGGGAUGCGAGUUGCUCGGAUAAUCAAGCCUUUUGUUGAGUAUCUCGAAGGUCUUGGUAUUCCAAAACUGGCUGUAGCUAGGUUGAUUGAGAAGCGGCCUCACAUUCUCGGGUUCGAAUUGGAUGAAACGGCGAAACGAAACGUUCAAACUCUGAAAGAUAUCAAUGUCAGAGAAACAGCUCUUCCUUCUAUCAUUGCACAGUAUCCUGAUAUCGUAGGAAUCGACCUUGAACCUAAGCUCGAGACGCAAAGGAAGCUGCUUUGUUCAGCUAUUGAUCUGAAUCCAGAGGAUCUCGGGCCUAUGAUCGAGAGAAUGCCUCAGUUCGUUAGCCUCAACGAGCCACCGAUGUUGAAGCACAUUGCUUUCCUUAAAGAGUGCGGAUUUUCGAUUGAGGAGACGAGGGAAAUGGUUAUUGGAUGUCCUCAGGUUCUUGCUUUGAACCUUGGGAUAAUGAAACUCAGCUUUGAGUACUUCCAAAAGGAAAUGAGAAGACCUCUUCAAGAUCUUGUGGAUUUCCCUGCGUUCUUUACCUAUGGGCUUGAGUCUACGGUAAGGCCGAGGCACAAGAAGGUAUUAAGGAAGGGAAUCAAGUGUUCGUUGGCUUGGAUGCUUAACUGUUCUGAUGAGAAGUUCGAACAGAGAAUGAGUUACGACACAAUAGACAUCGAGGAGGUUGAAUCUGAUCCAUCUAUCUUUGACAUGAGUACAUUGAUGCAACCUGAAAGAGAGGAAUCUGAUGAUUCUGAGUACGAGGAAGAAGAAGAUGAUGAAGACGAGGAGUUUGCGUAA